AUGGCUGAGCUAAAGCAUCCUGAAGAAGAAAGCCUCGAAAAUAAACCAUGGUGCUGGACAACAGUCCUUGCGCAAUCAAAGCCUCCUUGUCAAAGAUCAUUGCACACAGGUGUUGUAUUAGAAAACUCAUUAUAUAUUUUUGGAGGCUACGACGGUGUGCAAAGAACAAAUGAUUUUUAUCGAUUCAGUUUUGCGAAUUCCCGAUGAACCCAAAUAGUAUCCAACGGUGUUUUUCCGACUCCUAGAGACCGGCAUGUAUCAGUAGUAUUUGGCACCUGCGUUUACGUAUAUGGAGGUUACGACGGAUAUAACAGAGUCAAUGAUUUUUAUGAGUAUAAUGCUGAAACGAAUACAUGAAGAGAAAUAAUUAGCUCGGGCAAUGGAAGUCCGCCUUCAGCCCGACACAGCCAUUCAGGCGUUGUAUAUGAAGGCUCUAUGUAUAUUUUUGCAGGAUAUGAUGGACUUUAUAGAAAUGAUUUUCAUAGGUACAAUUUUGAAACAAAUUCGUGAAGGAUCGUGACUGACAGUUUAGGAGCAAAUGAGCAUUGGCCGAAGCCCAGGUAUAGAACGACAGCAACAGUGGUAGGUGAUAAAAUGCUUGUAUUUGGAGGGCAUGAUGGAGCGAGACAGUUGAACGAUUUUUAUGCAUGAAGCUUUACGAAUGAAACAUGAAGUGAAAUUGAAACUCUAGGGUUUCCUCCCAGUCCUCGGGACUCUCAUGUAGCAGUUAGCUUUAAAAACUCGCUUUUUAUAUUUGGAGGAUCAACUGGGAAUGCGAGAAGUGAUUUCUUUGAAUACAAAUUUGAUGAGCAGAGGUGGCUUCCUAUUUGUUCGACAGGAGGCACUCCUCCAUGCAGUAGAUUUUGCCACAUUGGAGUGGUUUAUGGGAAAUGCUUCUUUAUUUUUGGAGGAUAUGAUGGUUCUACAAGGUUAAACGAUUUCAAACAAUUCCGAUUUGAAACUGAAAGCUCAGAUGUCCCAGAGAGUACACUGACUCAAGAGCUUUCCUGCCUUGUAAAUAAUCAGCAAUUCAGUGAUAUCACCUUUAUUAUAGAAGGAAAACCAAUCUAUGCACAUAAAUUGCUACUGUGCCGGUCGAAUUACUUUUCAGCAAUGUUCAGCGGAAAUAUGAUUGAAGGGAAUUCCAAAGAAAUCACAAUUAAUAACAUUUCUUACCCUAUUUUCUUGACUAUUUUGAGGUAUCUAUAUACUGAUCAAGCUGAUGUUAAUUUAGAAAUUGCAAUGGACUUGUUUGAAGCAGCGGAUUUGUUUUGUAUUGAGAGAUUGAAGAAAAUCUGCGAGCAAAGAAUAAUGUCAUCAAUUAAUAUAUAGUGAUUCUCUAUAGAUUGCAUAAUAGGCAUUAUAUAUAUAGCCCAUCUCCCUAUAUAGAUUUCUUUAUAGAGUAAAAUGUAAUGAACGGUAAAUAGCCAAGACAGACUCUCUCAAGGGAAAUUGCUAUAUAAAAAGCCAAAGUUUGUAUUGAACGCUGGUUGCUCUUAUGAAGUUCUUAAUGUCUCAUAAUAAUGUUUUAUAUUUAUGCUUUCCAGUCUAAAGGGUAUCUUUAAUUUUAAAUUAAUUUUAAUAAUAAACCCAUUUAAAAAAUUGGCGCAUUUGCUUGCCAACUUUUUGUACACUCAUUAAUGCCACUUUUUAACGUUUCCUGGUGUAAGAUCCUGCUUGUUCCUUUGAGAGAGCCGGUCUUGGUCAUUCAGCCGUCCUUUGCAUUUUGUUCGAUUAAUAACUCUAUAUAGGGGCAUAGACUAUAGUUUUUUUUGCUACAGUUUAUGAGAAAGAUAUAGAAAAUGCAGCCAAUAUUUUUCAGGCUAGUGAUUUGCAUGGAGCUUCAAAUUUGAGGGAAGCGUCGCUGAGAUAUAUUGUUAAUAAUUUUGACCAGGUUUGCAAAACGGCAUCUUUUAAAGAUAUGGCCAGAGCAAAUGUGGAGCUUGUGCUAGAGAUAUUGAAUAAGCGAUAA
Blepharisma stoltei is the source of this 1972-nucleotide messenger RNA. The record is from the annotation of a GenBank genome assembly. NCBI's taxonomy places the organism in Eukaryota, Ciliophora, Heterotrichea, Heterotrichida, Blepharismidae.